AUGAUAAAGCGUAAUGUGAGCCCAACCGAAACAGACAACUACCCGUCCAAGAAAACGAAAGCCGUAACAGAAAAAUAUCCCAACAAGAAAACGAAAACACUUCCGCAAGCAAACAGCACCACUCAAACUUUUCUGUCUGGUUGGGUCAAACCUUCUCCCGCGAACGACGCGUCUUUUGAGGAGAAAAACUCGAAACAACCUGGGUCAAAUUUCGAAACACUCACCAAAGGCCUUGACGGUAAUAAAAAAGAAUUAUUGAGGUUGGAAGCCGAGACUCUGGACGGCGAAUGGUUGAGAGCGUUGAAUGCCGAACUAAAGAAGCCUUACUUUCUUCAGUUGAAAAAUUUUCUAAAGAGUGAAAAAGAAAGUAAAAAAACUGUAUUUCCACCCGAACGAGAUAUUUACAGCUGGUCAAGAUUUACUCCCUUAUCAAACGUGAAAGUCGUGAUCGUUGGGCAAGGAUUAUGCUUCAGCGUAAAAAACGGGGUACGUUGCCCUCCAUCUCUUCUCAACAUCUACAAGGCAUUGAAGCUUGACAUCCCGUCAUUUGAGAUUCCAAAUCAUGGAAAUCUCGAGAACUGGGCAAAAGAAGGUGUUCUCUUAUUGAACGCAUCAUUAACCGUUCGUGCUCACGAUGCAGCAAGUCACAGUGGUAAAGGAUGGGAGAAAUUUACUGACGCGGUAAUUCAGUAUCUUAACGAAAAGAAAAACAGCAUAGUGUUCUUGCUAUGGGGUUCACACGCUCAAAAGAAAGGCAAAAAUAUAGACAAGUCUAAGCACCUUGUCCUCACGGCGGCGCAUCCAUCUCCAUUAUCAGCACAUCAUGGAUUCUUCGAAUGUCGUCACUGGUCAAAAGCCAACGAAUUUCUAAAAAGCCGUGGUAGAGCUCCAAUUAAUUGGAACUGUUUAGCAAAUCCGCAGAUUCACACUCUUACUACUUCCACUACCACGCCAACUAUUGAUACCGGUGUCAGCACCACUCCUACCAACGCCAUCACGCGCGCCGUUAAUGCAAUUUCGGAACCAGAAGUUCAAAAGAGUGAAGCCGCUGCCAAUGAAGUUUCUGAGUUCGAAGUUCAAAAGGGUAAAACUGCCACCAAUGAAACUUCCGAGUUCGAAGUUCAAAAAAGUGAAGCCGCUGCUAAUGAGGCUCCUGAACUCGAGGUUCAAGAUAAAAUUGCUAUCAAUGAAGCUUCCGCGCUUGAGGCUCAAAAAAGUGAAACUGCCACCAACGAAGCUUCAGCUAUCGAAGAUAAGAAGUCUGAAUAA
Messenger RNA from Ambispora leptoticha, 1269 nucleotides. NCBI's taxonomy places the organism in Eukaryota, Fungi, Glomeromycota, Glomeromycetes, Archaeosporales, Ambisporaceae. The record is from the annotation of a GenBank genome assembly.